UAAUGAUGAAAUGUGUGAUGCUCGCUACAUUACUGAUUUCAGUCUCAUGCAUAGACUUUGUGGCUGAUGAAUUUAAAUGGCCAGAUUGGCCAGUAUAUAGAUUCAAGACUUGGUCAGGAUUGAUUGAGCUAGAUGACGAUGGAGUUAAAAGGUUUAUAUAGAUUCUACAUUAGAAAUUUACAUUAUGUAUUUGUAGAGAGCCAAACAGAAGAUGCAGAAGUAGCAACUUAACCAGUUAUACUUUGGCUAAAUGGUGGUCCAGGAUGUUCAUCAUUGUUGGGUUUGAUGUAAGAAAUCGGUCCAUUUGUUAUUGAUAAUGGAGAAACUGAAUACUAAUAAAAUCCAUGGUCUUGGAAUAUGAAUGCUCAUUUAUUAAUAUUGGAAUCUCCAUUUGGAGUUGGAUUUUCUUAACCAGCCCCAGAUAAAAACUAUAAAUUCACAGAUGAGAAGACUGGAAGAUUUAACUAUGAGGCCAUCAGAUAAUGGUUUGAUACAUUCACAUAUUAUAGAGGUAGAGAUUUCUAUAUUGCUGGAGAAUCAUAUGCAGGUAUCAAAGUUAUUAAAUAUUAGGAAUGUACAUUCCCUAUACAGCAAAAGCAUUAUUGGAAGGAGAGAAAACAAUAGAUUAAAAGGAAAAAAUAUAAUUCAAGGGAGUAUUAAUUGGAAAUGGUGUAUUGAUCAAUAAUGAGAAAUUUAGAAGUUAAACUUCACUAAAGUUCUUAGCUAGAAGAUCAUUUAUUGAUUAUACUAAUUAGUUUAUUUUGAAUCACAAUUGUGCUUUAUAGCCCAAUUCAGCAAGUUGUAGAUAAGCAAAGAAAUCUUUGGAUGAUGCUAUUGCAUUAAUUAAUCCUUAUGGAGUUUAUUCAUAUUGUUGGGGUGACAGUACAUUGAAAUAAUACAAAGUUGAGAGAUAAUCAAAACAUAGAUUUUCAUAUACUCCUUGGUUAAAAUUAAAUGAAGAUGAUGAUGAUAGUAGUGCUCCUUGUAUUGAUUUUGGACCUUUAGCUAAUAAAUUAAACACUGAUGAAUAUAAAUAGGCACUUCAUGUAGAUAUGGAUACUGUUUGGACAGGAUGUAGUGAUCCAGUUUAUCUUUAAUAUACUAAAUCAGAGGGAAGUUAUUUAAUUUUACCUGAAUUAUUUUAAGCAGGAAUUAAAAUACUCUUAUAUUCUGGUGAUCAAGAUUUAGCUGUUAGUAUGGUUGAGACAUAUGAAAGUAUCAAAUAGAUACCAGGAGUCAAGGAAAUUAAAGGUUGGACUCCUUAUUUGAAUAUUCAUCCAGGAAAAUUGAAAGAUUAAUUAGCAGGAUGGAUUGUCGAAUACAAUUAUUUCAGAUUCCAAGUUAUCAGAGGUGCUGGACAUGUAAUAAAAUAUAUAUAUAUAAAUUAUAGAUGGUCCCAUAAGAUUAAAGAGAGAAUUCAUGGUUUAUGCUCGAUAAUUUUAUAUAAGGAGUUUGAC
Paramecium pentaurelia is the source of this 1457-nucleotide messenger RNA. Lineage: Eukaryota; Ciliophora; Oligohymenophorea; Peniculida; Parameciidae. The record is from the annotation of a GenBank genome assembly.